AGGAGCUAAAAGUGGGCAUUUUAACUCUUGUUCCAAAUAAAGAAACACAGCAGUAAAUGACAGCUGUUCACUGCUCAGCCAGCACAAAGAAACCUGAGCCGGUAACCUCUGAAAGGCCCAAUCACAGAAAUCCCUCAGACCCUUAAGCACUUCAGCAGACCACCAAACAGAGAGACACUGGAACAGUAAGCAACAGAAGAAGCAGACUAAUAUGUGGGAUAAUAUCUUACCAUGGUUACAUUUGGCACCAAAGGAGACACGUCGGUGACUUUGCUUUUGUUGAACUUUGUUUGUAUGACAGCCACGCAGUAUGAAAACUACACUCUAAGAAACUUCCCCAAAGAGGAGCUUUUGCCCCUCACCACUGCGUACGGAUUGGCUUUGGAUCAUUAUGCAGCAGAGAAGUGGACAGAAUCCAUCAGAUAUCUGGAGCUAAGUUUGCGUUUACACCGGCUUCUGGAAGACAGCGUGAGGUAUUGCGUGCUGCACUGUAACAGCAGCAAACAUGAAGAGACCAGCUUUACGCGGAACAAGGAUCUAAACGUUUACUGGCACGUUUUGAUGAAAGCGACGUGUCAGAAAAAGUGCAGGGCAAAAUUCCCCGCGCUACAGCUGCCUCCUCCUGGCAGAGACAUCCUGCAGGAUUUCAGCAGAAGAUCUCCAUACAGAUACAUGCACUUUGCACACGCCAAGCUGGAUGACUUGCAGAGCGCUGUGCCAUGCGCCUACACCUACCUCCAGAGGAACCCGGGGGACCAGGAGAUGCAUCAACUGAUGGAGGAGUACAAGAGCCAGUAUGACCUGAGCGGAUACCUCCUAGACCUCGAAGAACAACCAUAUGAGGCCUCCUUUCUGAAAGGAGUCAAACUUGUGAAUUCAGGCGACUACAGUGACAGUGUCGGACACAUGGAGGACGCUCUCCGGCUCUACCUCAGAGAGUUCGAACUCUGUCAGGCAGACUGUGAAGGCAUCAGUCAACUUUCACCAGACAGUGACCUCUACACAGUCAUAGCAGAAGUCUUUGAUGAGGUGUUACAGUGUCAGCUGAAGUGUGAAGGAAACUUGAAGCCUAAUGUUGGAGGUUUCUUUGUGGAGAAAUUUGUUGCCACUAUUUACCACUACCUCCAAUACGCCUAUUAUAAAAUGAACGAUGGUUGCAGUGCGGUGCCCUGUGCGUACAGCUACUUCUUGUUCGAGCCUGAGGACCAGGUGAUGAAGCAGAACCUGCAGUAUUAUGAAGCCUACAGUGAACAGUGGGGCCUUCAGCCUGAACACUUCUUACCAAGGAUGGAGGCUCUCAAACUCUACAACCACACCGCCACUCUAAAGCAGAUGCUGACAUCUGCACAGAAGUACUCGAAGAUGGACGAUGAGGAUUUUUUUGGACCAGAGGAAGCUGCUCUUCUGACCUCGGAGUCUCCUGACGUUGAGUUUGAAGGGAUGGGAGACUACGAGGAGUCCAUCUACGCUGACUGGAAACAACCAAAGGGCAAAGGAGACGCUGCGGAUUCAAAUGUCUGAGCAGAGCAGAAACUGAGGAUUGCAUUAGAAAUAGAUCAGACAACUCAUUCAUAUUAGUAUUGAUUAGGGCAUUUUGGGGGGGGACAUAUGGAAAUAUGAUGUCAUUAUUAUAGGGAAACCUGCAUAUCAUUUUUUUCCCAGACUUUUUAUAAAUUUAACAUUGAUUUUUUUUGUGGGAUGUUUCCUCAGGGGACCAUGAAUGUUUGGACAAUAGUCACGCUUAGUUUUGAGAUACUAUAGAGCAAAUCAAACCUCUCAAAGGACGCUGCAGUAGUCUGACACUAUGAUGACAUUUGUUUUUUUUUACCUUAAUAUCAAUGCUACAUGUAAUUGGAUUAGUUCACAGUUUCAAUGAAAGAGGAGAAAAGAACAUACUGGCAAGCAGAAAAGAUUAUGAAGCAGUUUCAUUACUUGGCUGACAUAUACAUCAUCACCACCA
Labrus mixtus (cuckoo wrasse) is the source of this 1960-nucleotide messenger RNA. Its product is annotated as endoplasmic reticulum protein SC65-like. Bases 232 to 1521 code for a protein of 429 amino acids. The transcript has 7 exons. The record is from RefSeq and is a predicted model, not a curated record. Gene Ontology annotation, biological process: peptidyl-lysine hydroxylation; collagen fibril organization. Gene Ontology annotation, cellular component: endoplasmic reticulum. Gene Ontology annotation, molecular function: protein binding; collagen binding. NCBI's taxonomy places the organism in Eukaryota, Metazoa, Chordata, Actinopteri, Labriformes, Labridae.